Molecule: messenger RNA, 1509 nt
Organism: Tarenaya hassleriana
Lineage: Eukaryota; Viridiplantae; Streptophyta; Magnoliopsida; Brassicales; Cleomaceae
Product: nucleolar and coiled-body phosphoprotein 1-like
Exons: 7
Coding region: 78-1331 (417 amino acids)
Molecular function (GO): protein binding
Source: RefSeq, a predicted model, not a curated record
UCAACAGAGUUGUCGGCCUCGGGUUUCCUAGCAAUUUUCUUCGAGCUCGAAAUUGGGAAACCCCCAGCUUCAUAUAUAUGCUCAAAACCCUAGCAUCUGCGGAUUCUUCGAAGGCUCUAAACCCUACCCUCCUUGCUCUUAAGCCUCGUCAAGUUUUGCUCUCGAGACCUGAUAUGGGGAAGAAGGAAGCUGGUGAGUCCGAGAGCAAAACCCUUAAUUUGAUGAAACCUGAUGAGAAAGUUCUUCUUCUCCGUUCGAUUGCUCAGUACCUCGACCGAUGCGGGUUUUCCAAAUGCUUGAAGAAAUUCCUCUCUGAAGCUGAAAUCGAGAAAAAGGAUUUGGGCAGUAGUUUACCAGAUCUAGAGGAAAUUUACUGCCAGUAUUUGAAGAGGAGUAGUCCUGAAGCUGGGGAUUCAAGCAAACAGAAGACAGAAGACAUGCAGACUUAUGGUAGAAAGGAAGAAGAAAAUGCAUCAGAUAAUCACAAGAAUGGAGAAAGGAACAACAAGAAGAAAAAGAAGGAAUCAAAGUCGGAGAACAAGAAAGAAACGGAUGUCAAGAUAGUAGAAGAACCAAAGAGUUGCGAUACUAACGCUGCUGAAGCAUCAAAAGAUGCAUAUGCUGAUGUGGAGAAGGGGCAAAAGGACAAGAAAAAGAAAAAGAAGGAAUCAAAAUCAGGGGUGACUAAGGAGAAGGUCAAAGACGGGUCAUCUGAGAACAAGACUAAGACCGAUGUUGAGAUGGGAGAGGGACAAAAAGAUAAAAAGAAGAAGAAGAAGUCUAAAGCCGGAGAGUCAGAAGCCUUAGACGAUGAUAAAACUCAAGAGGAGAAUGAGGUGGAGAAGGUAUCCAAGAAAAGAAAAAGACCAGAGAAUGAAGAAGAGAAUGAACAAAAAAUGGAUGAUAAGAUGGAUGAAGAAUCGAAGCGUAGGAAGAAGGAUGAUGACAUCGAUGUCAAUGGCGACCAGAAAACACCUGCCAAACAGCCUGAAGUUAAGGAAAAUGGGAAUCUUGAGAAUACAGGAGCAAAAUCAACAAAUCAGAAGUCAGACAAGAAUAAGCUCAAUGGCUCAAAAGAGCCGAAGAAACCGUUUCAAAGAGUGAAUGUUGAAGAAGUUGAAUUCGUCGAUGAUAGGCUUAAAGACAACUCUUAUUGGGCAAAGGAUGGUGCUGAUUCCGGCUAUGGUGCAAAAGCCCAAGAAGUUCUGGGACAAGUCAGGGGAAGGGGAUUCCGACACGAGAAGACGAAGAAGAAGCGAGGAAGCUACAGGGGAGGUCAGAUCGAUCUGGACUCUCAUUCCGUUAAGUUCAAUUACUCAGACGAAGAGUGAACACACUUUAUUAUCGUCUGAUGCGUUUGUCUCGAAAUUUUUGUCCGUAAUUCGUUCUCGGGACCGUUUGAUUCCGUUAAGUUCGUUGUUGGUCGUGGUUUUAAGACGAAAUUCAUCUGCCAAAUGCUAAUCCUGUGUUUUAUGUCUUCACGUAUCUUAUAUUCCAUUAUUUUAUUUA